Messenger RNA from Carassius auratus (goldfish), 1241 nucleotides. RefSeq names its product beta-crystallin A2-like. The record is from RefSeq and is a predicted model, not a curated record. Gene Ontology annotation, molecular function: structural constituent of eye lens. Gene Ontology annotation, biological process: visual perception; lens development in camera-type eye. Bases 217 to 810 code for a protein of 197 amino acids. The transcript is spliced from 5 exons. Lineage: Eukaryota; Metazoa; Chordata; Actinopteri; Cypriniformes; Cyprinidae.
CAGUUGGUCUAAGAUCUCCACAAUAGGUCGCGCAGGGCUCCACAAUAGCGAUGCAUUUUAUUCUGCUGGCUGCUGCUGAGUGUGCAGGCCUGAUGCACAUUCUGCACUGAAUGAGGGGCCCUGUCCUAUAAAAACACUGGACAAGGGCUUGGCCACCAGAUUGACUAUACUGGAUCUGUCCCACCUCAGCAUAGAGUGCGGUCAUCGACAGCAGCCAUGAAUCCACAGGAGCAGUUGGAGCAGAGGGGGAAGUUUAGGAUGACCGUGUUCGAGGAGGAAUACUUCCAGGGCAAGAGCUGUGAAUUCACAUUUGAGUGCCAGAACAUUCUGGACAGAGACUUCAGAAAGAUUCGCUCCAUUAAGGUGGAGAACUGCCCCUGGGUGGGGUAUGAGUAUCCUGAGUUCCAGGGCCAGCAAUUCAUCCUGGAGAAAGGAGACUAUCCCUGUUACCAGGCCUGGAGUGGCAACAGCAGUUACAGAACAGAGCACAUGCUCUCUUUCAGGCCUAUUAAAUGUGCUAACCACAGUGACAGUAAGAUUACCCUCUAUGAAUGUGAAGACUUCAUGGGACGUAAAUUUGAGAUGUGUGAGGAUUAUCCUUCCCUUCAAGCCAUGGGUUGGUGUAGCAAGGACGUUCCCUCAAUCAAAGUCAACUCUGGAGCCUGGGUAGGCUAUCAGUUUCCCGGUUACCGUGGAUAUCAGUACAUCUUUGAGAGGGACAGACACCAAGGAGAGUACAGAUGCUACAAAGAGUACGGCACCCAGGCACACACCAAUCAGAUCCAGUCUAUGCGCAGAAUUCAGCAAUAAGACCCAACACCAUUUUGUACCCACCUUGUCAGGCUAUGUUAAUACUAUAUGCAAUAAAGACAUUAUUUAAAUUGUAGUAAAAGAGUGUUUGUGGCAAUUCCUUACUUCUCUGCUCAGUUCAUGGAUCUGCUAAGAGGUAAUUAUUAAUGUAAAACAAGCAGAUCCGAGUGUUUUUUUUUAAAGCUAGGCCCAUAUGUAAUUAGAACAGGCCUACCAGAUUUCCUGGUAAAUGUAAUCAUGCUCUUAUUUUAGAAAGUUUUUUUCUAGAAUAGUCAGACUAGACAGAAGGAGGAACAAGCCACUUUAUUAUAUUUAACUAUUAGGAUGUUUUAUGCUAGCUGAUCAAAGUGAAGUCUUGCUUAAUGAUGUCCUAAACCACCUAUUUGAUGGAUAUGAGACUGUAAUAUUUCUAAUAAACAUGAAUAACUUUA